CUUCCUGAUCUGUUUCCUGGAGAAGUUCUUGUAUAGAGUCUUUUUUCUCUUCUUUUCCCUCUCUUUCCUUUACAAUGGCUCCUAUCACAGACGAGACGAUCUCUGGCCUCAAGGCCACGAUUGGAAAGCUCGAAGCUCGCAUUGAGGAUUUGGAAGGUCGUCUCAGCAGUGGGUCGAAGCCCAAGUCCGUCGCGGAGCACAUGCGCCUGAUUCUUAUGGGUCCUCCUGGUGCUGGCAAGGGUACUCAGGCACCUAAGAUUAAGGAGAAGUUCUGCGUGUGCCAUUUGGCCACCGGUGACAUGCUGCGAUCCCAGGUCGCCAAGAAGACCGAGCUUGGAAGAGAGGCCAAGAAGAUCAUGGACCAGGGUGGUCUGGUCAGCGAUGAGAUCAUGGUCAACAUGAUCAAGAGCGAGUUGGAGAACAACGCAGAGUGCAAGAACGGUUUCAUUCUCGAUGGUUUCCCUCGCACCGUUGCUCAGGCUGAGCGUCUUGACGACAUGCUUGACGCCCGUAAACAGAAGCUCCAGCACGCUAUCGAACUCCAGAUCGAUGAUGCCCUCCUGGUUGCCCGUAUCACCGGUCGUCUGGUCCAUCCCGCCUCCGGCCGUUCCUACCACAAGAUCUUCAACCCCCCCAAGGAGGAGAUGAAGGACGACAUUACCGGCGAGCCUCUCAUUCAGCGCUCUGACGACAACGCCGAUACCUUGAAGAAGCGUCUGGGUACAUACCACGCCCAGACCGCCCCUGUCUGUGAAUACUACAAGAAGACCGGUAUUUGGAAGGGUAUCGAUGCCAGCCAGGAGCCUGGCCAGGUGUGGAAGAGCCUUCUCGGUGUCUUCGACAAGAAGUACUAAGAUUAUUUUUUCUCUGUCGGCGGCGACUAUUCGUGAACGCGGUGAUGUAGAAAUGAUAUGCAUCAUGUAAUGACUUUUGCCUCUUGUUUGGCUGGGGGAAAGGUACAGAAAAUUAGCGGCACGAGUGGAAAAUACUCAGGGGAAUAAUGAGUUUGGGUUUCUUCUUCUUCUUAUUUUUUUUUUUUUACUCUUUCCCUUUGUUGGUCUGCAGAGGGAACGAUAUUGUUAGGGUGGGGGAUAGACCAUGUCUUUCGGAUGUCAGUCAGUAUAUAGACAGCUUUUCCGCGAGACUUGAAAGCUAUGUACAAUAGUAGGUCGUUUCUUCGGAAUGAAAUGAAAAAAAGAAUCCAUGUUUCACUAUUGACUUACUACCUGAAAGUAGCUAGAUCCUAAUUCAGUUGUUUCCAGGGACAACUUGGUUACAACUCGGCAGGAUACACUGUAGACUC
Aspergillus ochraceoroseus IBT 24754 is the source of this 1303-nucleotide messenger RNA. RefSeq names its product adenylate kinase ADK1 (gene adk1). The transcript is spliced from 4 exons. Bases 75 to 854 code for a protein of 259 amino acids. The record is from RefSeq and is a predicted model, not a curated record. Gene Ontology annotation, molecular function: ATP binding; AMP kinase activity. Gene Ontology annotation, cellular component: mitochondrion; cytoplasm. Lineage: Eukaryota; Fungi; Ascomycota; Eurotiomycetes; Eurotiales; Aspergillaceae. Gene Ontology annotation, biological process: ADP biosynthetic process.